Messenger RNA from Clupea harengus (Atlantic herring), 2077 nucleotides. It is a transcript of the gene slc35f4, whose product is annotated as solute carrier family 35 member F4. Gene Ontology annotation, cellular component: membrane. Gene Ontology annotation, biological process: transmembrane transport. The record is from RefSeq and is a predicted model, not a curated record. Lineage: Eukaryota; Metazoa; Chordata; Actinopteri; Clupeiformes; Clupeidae. Gene Ontology annotation, molecular function: transmembrane transporter activity.
ACACACACACACACACACACACACACACACACACACACACUUGAAGCCGUCUCUCUAGGACACAAAGACAUGACAGUGCAAUAGUGGAGCCUACAGCACUCACACCUGCUAUGUGCUGCCUUUGGGAGGAGGGUUCUGCAAAGGGGGGCACGCUAGGAGAACAAGAACAAAGAACAUUAACGCCAGGAAGAACUCACAGUGGAAUUGAAAGAAGAAUGAGUAAAGAGGAACGGUAAAGUGAUAAGAAGAUAACUAGUUCCAGUUGAGGAGAGGAAGGAUGGGAUGUGUUUGCUGGACAGAUUGAGCUGCACCGAGGUGGCUCUCCUGCACACGCAUUCAUGCUCCCGCACACCUUCAGGACGUGAAUUUAGGAUUGCAUUCAGCCAAGAGGAUGAUGAAACAUUCAACUAAAGUGGGUCCGCUCAAUUCCUACAGCACCCAGGUGCUCAUCUGUCCCAUCCCAGAGGGAGACGAGGGCUCUGAGGCCCAUGGAAAGAAACCUGCCAGUGAGUCAAGUGGUGGAGACACCUCCUAUAAAAGCUUCACUAAAACAGUGUUCAAGGUGCUCGGAGGCUUGCUAGUGGUGCUGUGUGUGUCCUCCUCCUGGGUCGGAACCGCACAGUUGGUCCAGCUCACCUAUGAAUCUUUCCCAUGUCCUCUCUUCAUCUCCUGGUUCAGCAGCAGCUGGAACAUCUUCUUCUUUCCAUUAUACUACUCUGGACACAUGGCCACCACACAGGAGAAACAGAGACUCAUUCAGAAGUUCAGGGAGUGCAGUCGUGUUUUUGGAGAGGAGGGACUGACUCUCAAACUGUUCGUAAAGAGGACUGCACCUUUCUCCAUCCUUUGGACACUCACAAACUACCUUCAUCUGCUGGCCCUGCACAAGCUCACAGCCACAGAUGCAUCAGCUCUAUACUGCUGUCACAAAGCAUUCGUGUUCCUGCUGUCCUGGAUCAUCCUUAAGGACCGCUUCAUGGGGAUAAGGAUUGUUGCCGCUAUAAUGUCCAUCACUGGCAUUGUUCUGAUGGCCUAUGCCGAUGGCUUCCAGGGUGACUCUGUCCGUGGUGUGGCUUUAGCUGUGGGCUCAGCCUGCACCCUGGCGCUCUAUAAGGUCCUGUUGAAGAUGUUCUUGGACAGUGGCAGACUGGGAGAAGCAGCACAUUUCUUCUCUACGAUGGGAUUCUUUAAUUUCAUUUUCAUCUCUGGUGUGCCCCUGGUACUCUACCUCACUCAUGCGGAGCACUGUGGUUCUCCGUCAUCACUGCCCUGGGGGUACCUAUGUGGGAUAGCUGCUCUGUGGCUUGUAUUUAAUGUGUCAGUCAACGUGGGGAUUUUUUUGACCUACCCCAUCCUCAUCUCCAUCGGCACCUUGCUCAGUGUGCCAGGCAACGCAGCUGUGGAUGUGCUGAAGCACGAGGUGACCUUCAGUGUGGUGCGUCUGGUGGCCACCUGCAUCAUCUGUCUGGGGUUCCUGCUGAUGCUUCUCCCAGAAGAGUGGGACUUGCUCACAUCGCGCCUCCUGGCAACGUGUGCUGAUGAGCAGGCUGAUGACCAUGGAGUGGAGCUGACUGAGUCCAGUGUCCAUAUAUGUAGCUGUAGUCAGGCCAACGGAGCGGUCUCAGUCCCUUUGGUUUGACUGUUUUGGCUCAGAUGUUAAACUCUUGCAAUUGCCUCACAAUAUCAUAAUGUUUUUUUUUUGCGCGAUAUCAUCUACCAUUUGACUCAGUAAAGCAGUGGAUGUCAACCAUUUCAUAACAAAGACACAGUGUUUCUGUUUUUGAGAACUGUUUAAGUGAUCGGGGCAAAUGUAUCAAUCUUUGCAUACAACUUGCUGUAGGAUCAUGUGGACACACAAUUCCAUGAUUUGUGUACGGAGGUUUUCCAUCAGAGCAUCAAUCACAACGUACGCACAACGUGCGCCUAUUCUCUUCGUAAAUUCAGUGUAAAAUCAUGUGCACAUGAACGCACGUAACAUCCACUUGCAACAUUUUAAUUAAGUUAAAUAACAUGCUAAAUAAAGAGAAGAAUAAACUAAUAUUUUACCAAUGUAUUUUUACUGAAAUCAUGCACUUCU